AUAUGAUGAUUCUCGCAUCAUAAGUAAAUUAAAUUUUUUCGGGUUGUUGAGUUUGUAUUGUUUAUACUUGGAAAUUCUGUUCAUCAACAUAUCAUUCCUGGUGUUGAUUUCUCUUCUUGUUUGUGUCUGAUGCCUUUUGGAUGAUCCAACGAACGGUAGUUUCAUUAGUUAUUUGAAUAAUUUUACCAUUUUUUUUCAUCAUCAUUUCAUUCGCAUUUGCGUUCAACACUGGAUCCUCAUUCAUACAUUCUCAUCAUUGAUCUUGAUCAUCAUUACCACCACCACCACCAUCAUCAUCAUCAUCAUCAUUGCCACUAUCCACUCGUAAACAAAACGAUAUCAACGAAAAUACAACCUGAAACAAAAUUUAUAAUCAAACAUCGAAAGAGAAAAGUGUAAACACAUACCAGUAUAGAAGAGCAAUUAAAUAUUUUGCCCAAUUUUUUUUGGUAUUCAUUGUGAUCAUUCAUUAAUUCUGGAACUUGGAGAAAAAAUCAUACCUUAUCAUUUGUUUGGGCGUAUCCUUUAUGAAUAAUAAUUAGUGUUUGGUUUCGGAUUUUCGAUUCCAUUUCGCCACUUAUCAAUAAUUUGGAUCGUGUGUUCAUUUUUUGCGUCUGCAAUCUGUUAAUAAUUUUUACUUAAAUUUUUCUUUCUGUUCUGUAAUAAUAACAACCCAACUGUGUCUUCAACAUUUGUAUAGACAUAUAUAAUCAAUUAUUACAAAUUAUAAUUUAUAAAAGUCAAGAGAGCAAAAAAUGGGUAACGAAGCCUCAUUGCCGAUGGAGAUGUGUUCCAAUUUUGAUGCCGAAGAAAUUAAACGUCUUGGCAAACGAUUUCGUAAAUUGGAUCUAGACAAUUCUGGUUCAUUGUCGAUUGAUGAAUUUAUGUCAUUACCUGAGCUUCAACAGAAUCCUUUGGUGCAAAGAGUGAUCGAUAUAUUCGACACUGAUCGCAAUGGUGAAGUCGAUUUCAAAGAGUUUAUUCAAGGUGUUUCACAAUUCAGUGUCAAAGGCGAUAAAGAAUCAAAACUUAGGUUCGCAUUUAGAAUCUAUGAUAUGGAUAAUGAUGGCUUUAUUUCAAAUGGAGAAUUGUUUCAAGUGUUGAAAAUGAUGGUCGGUAACAAUCUGAAGGAUACACAGCUACAACAGAUUGUCGAUAAAACCAUUUUGUUCGCCGAUAAAGAUGAGGAUGGAAAAAUUUCAUUUGAAGAAUUCUGUAGUGUGGUAGGAAAUACCGACAUUCACAAAAAGAUGGUUGUCGAUGUAUGAAUCGAAUGCAAUUGAAACAAAUUUGACCAUUUAUAAACAAAUAAACAUCUGCACACACACACACCAUAACACCAUACUUUUUUUCGUUAUUUCUUGUCAAUUUUGUUUUUGUUUGUUCUUUUUUUUCAUUUCAGAUUUUCCUUCUAUCUAUUUGUCAUCCAUUGUUAGGUUAGUUCAUCGGAUAUUUAGACAGACACAUACACAAACACCCUCCUCAAGUAACAAAAUAGCACUAUUUCCUUUUUAGAAAGUGAAUUGGUUCAUAUAAUUAACGAAAAGCAGCAGCAAAAAAAGAAAUCUGUCCAUAUAAAUCCAAAUAUGACUGGAAUGAAACAGGAUUUCUUUCCGGUAUGCAUGAAUGGAAAAAACGAAUGAUUUCACCAUUUAAAAUUUUACAUAUAGACAGGAUUUUCUGUUUUUAUGGUUUCAGUAUUAUUCUGAUUAUUAUUAUCAUUGCUUUGCCCACACCUACACACCAAGAAAAUAUGGUUUUAUGUUUCUGUUUUUUUUUGCAAAUUUAAAUUUGUAAUUAAUAAUAAUUAUUAAAUUAAUAAUUAAAUAAAU
Dermatophagoides farinae (American house dust mite) is the source of this 1832-nucleotide messenger RNA. Its product is annotated as calcineurin subunit B type 2. Gene Ontology annotation, molecular function: calcium ion binding. The record is from RefSeq and is a predicted model, not a curated record. NCBI's taxonomy places the organism in Eukaryota, Metazoa, Arthropoda, Arachnida, Sarcoptiformes, Pyroglyphidae.